UCCUGAUGUGGACAUAGAGCGGAGCUGGAGUUCGCUCUGACCUGUCCAGUCCGGACUGCUUUGACCAGUGAUGGAUGAGGAAGAAGCGCAGGACAGCGAGUGUCCAGUCUGCUACGAGAGUCUGCAGGACAGCGCGAGGACACUGAGCUGCGGACACGCGUUCUGCCACGACUGUCUGGUCAGGACGCUGGUCAGUGUGAACCGGGAAGGAACCGUCACGAGAGACAGCAUCAUCUGCCCCGUCUGCAGACACGUUACGUUCAUCACCAAACUCCAGGGACUCCUCGGGCGAGCCGGCGAGAAGGAGCAGAAGAUUUUGGAAGUGCCGUCGACGUCCGUCGCGCGUUCGGCGAGCGUCCACAGCGGUCGUUUUCACUGGAUAAGCGCGUGCGUGAGAUGGCUUUCGUCCAGACUGAGCCGUCAGAGGCUGGUCUGUCCAAAAGACUCCUUGCAGGUGUUCAUCAUCAGCGACAUGGGGCGCCCAAUGGCCGAAGAGGAUGUUAUUGAUGUUGGGACUAACGCAGUGAUCCACGAGAACACCACUGGCCGCAGCUGGACUAUGUGCACGACCUCCUACUGCCUGCUCGUCCUGUUAAUAGCCUUUACCUUGCUCGCAUUGGUAGCGGCAACGCUGCCUUGGGUCCUGUUGGUGUAGAGCAUUCCAUGGACCUCAACAAGUUUUGAAGGAUGUUAUGACGUGUAAAAUGACCAUUUUCAAAAAAUACUACGAGGCUGGAAUAGGCUUCAUAUUCGAAUAUUACGUUCCACCUUAAAUGCUGCAGCAGUUUUAUUAACUUCCGCAGCACUUAAGGUGGAACGGAGAAUUCGAAUAAGAAGCUCACGUCUUAUGGACACCUGCUUAACUGAUCAUUGAAAAAAUGGUAUCUUGGCAAGUGGAAGCGUUUUGAAUGGUAAGCCGUACAUCUGAUACAUCAUUAUGAGAUUGUUCUAAGGAUAUUGAACAGUUCUAGAUAUCAUUUUAAGUGAGGAUUGUCAAGUAGAAUGAUCUCACAGGCAGAUAAUUUUGCUUCUUUCAUGAAAUGAUGCUUGAAAGCAGUAAAAGUAAUAUUAUUUCAAUAGAAAAGACCCCUUCAUAUAAGUAAACACGUCCAGAAAUAGGUAGAAUAAACCUAAUAUUCUUGCCACAGUCUCACUAUGAGAAAUACUAGAUAAUACCUACAUUCAAGAUGCUUAAACUUGCAAAGAUGUAAUUUUUCCCCCAGUGUAUCAGGGCUGUGACAGACUUUGUAGUUCAUACGCAUUUCCACUUUCUACAUUUCACCGUAGCUUGGCCCUUCCUAGUCCUACCACAUAAGGGAUCUUCUCAAAGCAAAGAACGGUGGUUUUGAAGCUGAUCAAACAGCACAAGCUGAGCUCUGCUUGGCAGUAUUUCUCUCACCAAAUUAUUAAUGUGAAGGAAGGAUCAUUUGAACUAGGAGGGCCAGCAAGAGAAGAUGAGCUUGGCAGGAGGCUUGAUGCUUUGAAAGGGGAGAUGUUUGUGGGAUGGAGUUACAGCACUUCACACAUUGAAAUUCUGGGAAAGUCACUUGGUUUCUGUGCGAGUAGAUCAGGAGAAGAGCCGUUAGUGUUUCUUUACGCUGCUUGAAUACCUGUGUGGAGAUCCCUUUUUUUUCGGGCACACCCUUGCUCUUCAAGCACUUCUUGUCUCACAGGUUAGAACACCGCACUUCCCUCUCCACCCAUCUCACCUACUGACCACAGCUGAGUGAGAGAGUUGAGAUACUACCUGCGCAUGAAUGUAUUCAUUUCACAACCUUAUUCAGUUUGGUUAAAGAAAAAGCUAACAAAUCUCACUAGUAGUGUAUAUUUACAGUGUUCAAUGUUGGGUUUUGUUUUCAGGAUUUCAAUUUACUUUAUUUGUCUUACAAAGGAAGUGAAAAGAUUUAGGCCAGAAAUCCUUAAAAAUAAAGGUUCCUAAAAGGUUCUUGGACAUACAGUUCUAGGAGACACGUUUGGUAUAGGAACUUUACAUUAUGUGGAACUUCUUUAGGGAACAAAGUUGUUCUUCUAUGGCGUUUCUCCAAAGAACCCUUUCUAGCACCUUUGUUUUUAAACGCGUAGUUUGGCUUACUAUGCAAUGUAUGCAAUAGUAUAUUUGUAUACUAUAGUAAUAUGACAAUAUAUACAGUAUUGUGCAAAGCUCAGAGACCACACUUCAUAUAUUUAACUUUCAGUCAAAAACAGGGAAAAAACAGAAUACAGGAAAUCACACAGAAGCUUCAAAAUACUGAAUGGUAUCAAAAUUUCAAUAUUUUGUGUGUUGACCCUACCUUUAUUAUAGCUUUCCAUUUUUUUCAAGAGACUCACUUUUAGUUUUUCAGAGAAAUCUGCAGGAAUAUUUUUCAGUUGGUUACAUUUUCUGCUUUUCCCAAUCCAAGUAAUCCCAAACACAUUCAGUGAUGUUAUGUCUGAAUGGUCCAUUGUUCUGAGAAUACCAGCAGUUUGACUGAUCUGCCAGUGUUUUCCUUUUGUAGUCUAUUUUCUUUUCUCAGUAACAGU
Colossoma macropomum (tambaqui) is the source of this 2520-nucleotide messenger RNA. Its product is annotated as RING finger protein 222. The transcript has a single exon. Bases 71 to 655 code for a protein of 194 amino acids. NCBI's taxonomy places the organism in Eukaryota, Metazoa, Chordata, Actinopteri, Characiformes, Serrasalmidae. The record is from RefSeq and is a predicted model, not a curated record.